AUACCUUUUUCAAACCCAACUGGAGUAGGUUUUGGAAAGUUUAUUAUUCUGUGAUAAAAGAGAACAGGGCCUCUUCUCUAAAGCUAGUGACUCAAUAGUUGGUUUUGCUUUAAUUUUUCUUUUUUCCUUAAUUAUUUCUAGAAUUUUAUUUUCACUAUUCUGAUGUUUGAUCACUGCAGGGGAUUUUCUUUAGGAAAUUAAUUUCUUUUGAAAAUUGUUGGAAUAUACAAGAUCCAAAUUUGUCCUAAGUUUUUCCAUAAUUCAGCUGUCAUGGUGCUGUUGGCUAAAACAUUGCCAUGACCUACAACAAAGUAACCUGGAUAACUGUGUAUAAUUAGGUUGACAAAAGUGUAAUGAUAUUUUGUUGGCUGUUAGCAUUAGUAACCCCACAGUAUUUGCAGGUAUACAACUAUUUUUUUCCCUAUUGAGAAACUGGACUGCUAAGAGGUAUGAGCAUUGUCCUGGAUUUUUUUUUGAAAUGGAGUUUUCCAGAAUUACUCCAGUUCUUGACUAGUUGCCAGGACUAUGUGAAAAUAGUUCUUCUGAGUGUAACCAGUGUGUAUUUGCUCCAUCACUGAUUAUGCUUUCUGACCAUUUCUGAGGAACAAAGGAACAAGGGUUUCCUCUUCAGAUGCUAUGAUUUCCAGUAGACAUGAAUGCUGGCAGCUUUCUUUGAAAAAUUAACAUCUGGCAUCAUCUUCUGAGUUAACAGUCAAUAUUCCAUGCUGAUAUUUCCUGUAAGCCUCAAGGAGAGUGCUUCUGCAAAAAAACAAAAAGCAAAAGAAAGAAAAAAGAAAGAUCUGUGACUUACUUGCUGCUGAGGAAUUCUUAGCACUUUUCACAGAGGAGAUUUCUGUUGGAUGUUGCUGAGUACCUUUUCAGUUUUUUAGAAUAUUCUUUUUACUAAUCUGCCACAAAUAUACUUUCCUUAGUUCUUUUUUCAUUAAUGUCAUUAGCACAAUUAUGUCAGAUAGUGGGCAGAGUAUACCUCUGAAGAAUUUCACAGGCUUCUAUGCUGUGGGCUAAUUGUAAGAGUGUGGUUGUCUCCAUUAUUGUACAGAGAAUUCUUGUGGCACAAAAGCAUAAAAUGUUUUGGCUUCAGUGCAAUGUAUUUAUUUUGGAUUCAGGCAAAUCUUUGGUGUAGAUAUGCCCAAAAUUAUACUGUAAAGUUUUUUGAAUGCAUGAAUCUUUAGGUAAUUCUCAUUAUUUGCUGGUGUCCCAUUCCAACUUAACCACCAGAUAACAAAACAAUGGGUAGCAAGACCUUGAAAAAAAUUACUUAAUCCACAAAUGCACACCUACCAUUUUACAUAUGCAUAUAAUUCCAUCCAAAUAUCCAAAAGUCCUCUCCAAACAGUAUCACGUACUUCAAACCACAGAUAUAAAGGAAUUUAUUGCAGAUAACAACAUAUUGAUUGAUAACAAUAUCUUACAAACCAUGAAUUGUUUGCUAAUAAAACAAGUUAAUAAGGGUCACCAAUUUCACAAUUUGGUAAAAAAAAGCUUCUGUUUUUCUACAUUAUUUCCAGGGUAUUUGUAGAUGUCAUGGGUUGGUGGUUCUGAAUCCAAAUUAGGUUUUAAAAAUGAAAGCGCUAUCACUGGUUCAUUCUUCAUGUUUCCAAUACAUUCUAAUAUGCAGUGAUUAUUUCAUACAUAUAUUUCUAAUAUAUUGAUUUGUACAUUUUAUUGACAUGACAGGUUUUGGCCACCUCAUCAAACAGUUGUUGACACUGGCAGGUGGUCGCAUGGUGCUAGCCCUAGAGGGAGGACAUGAUCUUACUGCCAUCUGUGAUGCAUCAGAAGCUUGUCUAAAUGUUUUACUGGGAAACGAGUUGGAACCCAUCUCUGAAGACCUCCUUCAUCAAACACCUAAUGUGAAUGCAAUGGUUUCUUUGCAAAAAUCCACUGCAAUUCAUAGGAAGUACUGGAAGUCUGUGAAGCCUUACAUCGUGCCAGUUAGCUGUAAGCUGGCUGAAACCCAAGAGAGAGAGGAGACAGAGGCAGUCUCAGCCAUGGCCUUACUUUCAGUGGAUGUUGAGCAAUCAUUUCUACCAGGACACGGCAGAGCUGCUGGCGAGCCUAUGGAAGAAGAGUCAGCCUUGUGAAGUGCCAAGUCCUCCCCUGACAUUUCCUGUGUGUGACAUCAUUGUGUAUCCCCCCUCCCCAAAAAAGCACCCUUAGACAUGUCUUGUCUGCUGCUUGGGUGGCAGAGAUCAGUUGGAACAUAAACAUUGGGCACAGAAUUCUGAACAGCAGCUUCACUUGUUCGUGGGAGAGACUUAAAAGAGCCUAAAAUUCCUUCAAUGUAACCACUAGAAUUCUAACAGUAGACUGAACCAGACUUGGAAGAGAAGGCAGAAUCUUGUGCCGAUUUUUAUAUGCUCUCUGAUCCACUCCCCAAAUUCAGUGGUAGAAUAGAAAUGUUAAAGUCAUUCUGCAUUCUUGUCUAUGGUUGUCUAUGAAAAUAGAAACAGCCUGUGAAGCCGCUAGGGAAAAAAACUAGACAGAAUCACAAAUCUCCCUCCUGCUUCUGACAUGUUAAAAUACAUUUUAGAGGGACUUUUUCUCUCUCUGAUCAGUUGAAAUGGUUCAAAUGAUUGAUUGGAUGUAAUGAAAUUACGAGUUGUUCUUCUGUAGUUCCACUUUAAAGGUGCUAGAGCAAUUUCAUGAGAGAAGCAUUAAUUUCCAAAGGGAAACUGGAUAGCAAGAGACAUCCAUUCUGAUUUUUUAGCUGCCCCAAAUGCAAGUGUGUUAAAUGGGUCUCUUCUUUAGCUUUCUUUUGUUGUUGGUGGUGGUUUCUGUAUUUCUGUUGUAAGUGAUAAUUAGAAUCCCGUGAACAUAAUUUGCUUGGGAAAGAAAGACUGAUGGUUUGUCUUUGGCAUAAUCCUGCACAGAUUACAAAAUGAUUGAUUGCAAACUGAUUCAAACUGAUUCAGCUUUUAGAAAUCAAGUUUUUCCCUAUCUGACUUAAUCUUGUUUCAGACCAAUCAUGUGCUACACUUUUAAGAGAAAUAAGCAAGACACUUUCUUGAAGUUUGCUGGAAAAUCCAGUACUUUUGCAGAUUAUUUUUUUCUUUGGAGUUGGCAUGUCAGUUAUUCUUUUUCACUGAAACCCAUUGAAGUUUGGAACUCAGUAGCAAGUUUCUGAGAGGUAUCUCCUGUUAUUUAUUUUCUUCUCUGAUGAAUAGUAAGAUUAUGCCACAAAUCCAUGUGGAUUCAUGAUUAUUACAGAAGAGAUGUGCCUUUUGCUGAUAAUGAAUCCUUAAACUCUUACACAUGUUGCCUUAUUGUCACAGAAAAGGAAGGUGUCUGGGCUGUCCUUUUGGGGUUUGCAAAUAAUGAUAGAAAAGUUAUAUCACUAAAAUCUUUCUCUCAAGACACACAUACAUGCACACAUACACAUACACAUCUGUACAUACAAACCUAUACAUACAGAGAAAAUUGUGUAUUAUUUAAUGUUCCCCAUUCUAUUUUA
Messenger RNA from Thamnophis sirtalis, 3475 nucleotides. Lineage: Eukaryota; Metazoa; Chordata; Lepidosauria; Squamata; Natricidae. The record is from RefSeq and is a predicted model, not a curated record.